AUGAAUUCCACACGCCAAAAACGCAAGUCCUGCGAAUCUUGUCGUAUGCCAUCUCUCCCUAAUCCAUGCCCCACUAACACCCACCCAGGAGCCCGGAAGCUCAGAUGCUCAGGGGAAAAGAGUGGAUGCUCCCGCUGUCGGGGCCUAUCCAUGCCCUGUAGAUUCAAAGAAGAGGGUGCACCCGGAAGACCAAGGAAACGACUACGAGAAGAGACUGGGCGAGAAGAGCGGACUGGUUCUGAUUCUUCGGGCUCGCGCAUUUCACCCGUCAUCCCUGAAGCUACCUUGAGUCCGCAAGAGACUGUCAACUUAUUGAUGAGGGCUGAGGAUUUCGACUCGGUGUCGUGUGGCAUAUCCGGAAAUUGCGGAUUUGACUCUUCGCACUGGGAAAUGCUGGGGAAUGGCGAGAUCUGCUCGGCACCACUGGAGACAUGGCAGAUUCCGCAGCAGAAUGCCUUGCCAGAACAAGAAGCCGAGGUCCCGCAGAUUGCGUUGGAUGCAUACGCUUCCCCCUUAUCAUUUGCACAGUCGUGUAACUGUGACGAAGAAGUUUCCAGCAUUGUCCGCAAUUUAAGUCAGGCGAAUGUAUCGCACGAUAUCCUCCCGACACUUCGAACGGGCGUCUCAUUGACAGAGAGGAUACUCGUAUGUCCGAUUUGCUACGACGUGUCAAAACCACCCCGGGUGACUGUUCAAAACGUGCUACUCAUCGGCCAUCUCAUGUUCGAGAUCACAUCUAGCUACCAGAAAUAUCUCCGAUGGCUGAAUAAACACUGCACCACCCUCGAUGCCAGGAACGAAAGCCAGACAAUCUAUCUAGAUUCGGAGAUAGGGAUAGCGCCCGAGCUGAAUUUGCAGAUCAGUGGGGAGAAGUUCAGAGAGAUGGUUGUACAUGGCUUGAAAGCUGAUGCUGAGCGGUUGUCGGUGCUGGGGAAGAGUUUCGCUCUGCGGCAGAGGAAUCGGCAUAUCGUUGGCCAUGAAACUUGCCCGGACCCGGAUGGGGAUUGUCGGAAGAAGGAGUACGGUAUUGGUCAUGAUCCGCUGGAUCUUUGUCCGCAGAAUCCUGUGGCUCGGAAGUUGAUCCCCUGCUUUCGCAUUGUCGAUGAGGUGCGGCAGAUGGUUGACCAUGUUUCUGCUGCUGUUGCAUGA
Molecule: messenger RNA, 1149 nt
Organism: Penicillium salamii
Lineage: Eukaryota; Fungi; Ascomycota; Eurotiomycetes; Eurotiales; Aspergillaceae
Source: the annotation of a GenBank genome assembly